Copidosoma floridanum is the source of this 795-nucleotide messenger RNA. RefSeq names its product leucine-rich melanocyte differentiation-associated protein. The record is from RefSeq and is a predicted model, not a curated record. Gene Ontology annotation, biological process: melanocyte differentiation. Gene Ontology annotation, molecular function: protein binding. NCBI's taxonomy places the organism in Eukaryota, Metazoa, Arthropoda, Insecta, Hymenoptera, Encyrtidae.
AUGACGCUGAUGCUGAUCUCAUAUGGUAAAAUGGCUGGGACCUCCGGCGAGCAGCAGGACUUCAACCGAACUGGACUGACCGUGUGCCGUCACAGGGCAUGUUACACGGGGCAACGAGUUUCAAGGGUCCCAAGCGGUUUGGCCGGGGUUGUGGGUAUCGAGUGCACGAGCCUCGAUCUGUCCUUCAACGAGCUAAUUUCGGUAUCGGGUGUCAAGGAAUUCGUACACCUGCAGGAACUCGUGCUGGACAACAAUGAGCUCCGCGACUUGAGAACCUUACCUGAAAUACCGACCCUCACGACUCUAAGCCUCAACAAUAACAAAAUCCAGGACAUAGAUACCGCACUCGACCGGAUCGGCCAGUGCUGCCCACGCAUAAGCUACGUCAGCCUACUGGGUAACCCUGGCUGCCCGGACCAGCUGACAGCACCGAGUAAAAACGACGAGGACGACUACGAGCGUUACCGAUUGUACGCCAUCCACGUGCUUCCGGGCACCCUUCGAUUUUUAGACUCGCGGGCGAUCGGCGAAACAGAGCGAGCCGAAGCUCAACGUAGGGGUAGAUUCUUGAAGACGGUGAGGCCAAAAUUGCUUGAUGACCAGCUAGGAGGGAACUGCUACAGAAAACCAGCCAGUAACGAGUUUGACGAGGCCUCGUUUUACGUUAAUUACACGCCUCUGCCGACCACAGUCAGAGGCCCCCAGGAUCAUAAAGGUGCGUAUGGAAAAUGCAGGUAUCGCUAUUCGGGGAAAAAUUCUGAAGGCAACAGAUUCAUUUCCAACAACGACCUGUGA